Messenger RNA from Piliocolobus tephrosceles (Ugandan red Colobus), 6154 nucleotides. It is a transcript of the gene RNF38, whose product is annotated as ring finger protein 38. Gene Ontology annotation, molecular function: ubiquitin protein ligase activity. The record is from RefSeq and is a predicted model, not a curated record. Lineage: Eukaryota; Metazoa; Chordata; Mammalia; Primates; Cercopithecidae. The transcript has 12 exons. Bases 1483 to 2781 code for a protein of 432 amino acids. Gene Ontology annotation, biological process: protein ubiquitination.
UCACAGUACAUUGCAAUUUGUGAGGGAUACAGAGGAUAGAAAUAGGAUACAUUGGAUACACUUAAAGAUAUGGUUGGCACUUUACCUUGAAAUGAAAAAAAAAAAAAAAAAAGAAAAAAAAACAAAAAACAAGUUUAGAUGUGAUCAUCUCCAAACUGGCUGCUUCAGGAGAGAGCCAGCUGGUUAACUGGGUUACAUAAUUCGAGUAUGGGUUUGGGGUGGGUAUGUUCAUAGGGGCCUAAUACCUCUUUCCAGCUUCUCUUUGUCCUGGAAUUCCAAAACCUGUGAUGUUAUUGCUGGAACUUUGAUUCAGCAGUUGCUAAACACCUACUCUUGUUUUUCUGGCACUAGGCUUGGGCCUUGGGUUUACACAGUUCCAAGAGUCUGGGUGCUCAGUCUGAUAGUGGGAGACAAGUGUACACAAAUAAUUACCAUAUAGUGUUGUUCAUAAACAGAAUGUCCAAGGUUCAGAAGGUCCUGAAACAACAUUUAGUCUGAUUUCCCCCAUUUUCUACUAGAUGCAGCUGAGGCCCAGAGAGGGAGAGACUGGUUUAAGUAAUGCCAAAAGAACUAGAACCUCAGAACCCGAGUUUUCUGUUGACUGAUCCUUAAUAAUUUUACUCUACCACCCUAAAAUAUGAUCACCAUCCUUGUGGGAAACAUCUAAUUUGUAUCUGCUUUAAAAAGCCCACCCCUUCCAUGUUGUCCCCUUGACUGUCCUCUCUCCUUAACUCUGAUACCACUUUACUAUUUUUUCCUUGUAUGGACUGUGCUUUUGUGGAAAUUUUUAUUUUCUCUCUUGUAUCGUGAUUAUCAGGACAGGAGCCAAGCCGACUUCAAUCUUUGUUCUUAUUUCCCCUCCCCAAGCGACGUCUGAACAACUGUCAGUCACACUUGAAGCCUCGGACAAGUUGGAUUCGAACCUGUUUGCUUGCUCCAUUGAGCGACCCCUUUGUGUACUGCAAUAAAAAUUCCUACUUUUCGGGCCACGUGAAUGCAUUUAUGCUGUAAGAACUACCUGAGGUUAGUUACUGUUUGAUUGCGGAGUUUUGUAGGUAGGAGGCACAGAACAGUAGCAACAAUUUACGAAGAGAUGAUUUAUACGAAUUGGAACAGGGCCCUGCUGUCCGCAGGGCGGCGGGGGGGCGGGCUGGGGCGGGGCUGCGCAGUGGUGCUGCGCGCCCAGCUCUGUUGCCGGAACUAGUCCGAGUCGUGCGCCGGGCCGCGCGCAGCCCCGCCCCGCCCCUUUCCCCCGUGGGGUGGAAACAAAGGGGGCUCGGCGCGCGGUGCGGAGCCUAGGAGAAAGGGGAGGAGAGCUCCGGCGGUCUGGCGCGCUGGGCUCUCUAGAUAUCUCCCGGGGCCAAUUCAGCAUCUCUACCUGGCCAUCCUAACAAGAGUGAAGAUAGUCCAAGUCCCAAGAGACAGCGCCUUUCUCAUUCAGUCUUUGAUUAUACAUCAGCAUCACCAGCUCCCUCACCACCAAUGCGACCAUGGGAGAUGACAUCAAAUAGGCAGCCCCCUUCAGUUCGACCAAGCCAACAUCACUUCUCAGGGGAACGAUGCAACACACCUGCACGCAACAGAAGAAGUCCUCCUGUCAGGCGCCAGAGAGGAAGAAGGGAUCGUCUGUCUCGACAUAAUUCCAUUAGUCAAGAUGAAAACUAUCACCAUCUCCCUUAUGCACAGCAGCAAGCAAUAGAGGAGCCUCGAGCCUUCCACCCUCCGAAUGUAUCUCCCCGUCUGUUACAUCCUGCUGCUCAUCCACCCCAGCAGAAUGCAGUCAUGGUUGACAUACAUGAUCAGCUCCAUCAAGGAACAGUCCCUGUUUCUUACACAGUAACAACAGUGGCACCACAUGGGAUUCCACUCUGCACAGGCCAGCACAUCCCUGCUUGUAGUACACAGCAGGUCCCAGGAUGCUCUGUGGUUUUCAGCGGACAGCACCUCCCUGUCUGUAGUGUGCCUCCUCCAAUGCUUCAGGCAUGUUCAGUUCAGCACUUACCAGUACCAUAUGCUGCAUUCCCACCCCUUAUUUCUAGUGAUCCAUUUCUUAUACAUCCUCCUCACCUUUCUCCCCAUCAUCCUCCUCAUUUGCCACCACCAGGCCAGUUUGUCCCUUUCCAAACACAGCAAUCACGAUCGCCUCUGCAAAGGAUAGAAAAUGAAGUGGAACUCUUAGGAGAACAUCUUCCAGUAGGAGGUUUUACUUACCCUCCAUCAGCCCACCCCCCAACAUUACCUCCAUCAGCUCCUUUGCAGUUCUUAACACAUGAUCCUUUGCAUCAGGAGGUGUCCUUUGGAGUACCUUAUCCUCCAUUUAUGCCUCGGAGGCUCACAGGACGUAGUAGAUACCGAUCCCAGCAGCCAAUACCACCUCCCCCUUAUCAUCCAAGCUUACUGCCAUAUGUGUUAUCAAUGCUUCCAGUGCCACCUGCAGUGGGCCCAACUUUCAGCUUUGAAUUAGAUGUAGAAGAUGGAGAAGUAGAAAAUUACGAGGCCCUGUUAAACCUGGCAGAGCGACUGGGAGAGGCAAAGCCUCGUGGACUGACUAAAGCAGAUAUUGAACAACUUCCUUCUUAUCGGUUCAAUCCUAACAACCACCAGUCAGAACAGACUUUGUGUGUAGUAUGCAUGUGUGAUUUUGAGUCAAGGCAGCUACUUAGAGUCUUACCCUGUAACCACGAGUUCCAUGCCAAGUGUGUUGACAAAUGGCUUAAGGCAAAUCGUACUUGCCCAAUUUGCCGAGCUGAUGCUUCAGAAGUGCAUCGGGAUUCAGAAUGACCAACCUAAGAAGCACAAAUUUAGUUUGGGUGUUCCUCAUCACAUGUAUAUACGGACUAUCCAUUGAACUUAAUCUGUGUGGCUUCCAGCCCUCCCUUUACCAAAAGGGUCAAUGGACCUUUCUUUGCACUGUGUGACUUAAUCAACUAUAAAAGCUUACAAUUAGUCUUCACAGUUAUGGGAUUGUUAUACUAACCGUGUGAUUGGAACUCCAAAGACUUUUUCUUUAGCUUAAUUUUGUGUGUGCACUAACAUUCCCUGGUUUUUGUGUGAUCAUUCCGAGUGUUGCUGCAAGAUUACAGUGGACGUGAUCUUUUAGCAUGUGCUUUUAUAAAAAGUGGUAGCUACAGAUGAUAUAGCAAUCUACCUUAUAUAGAGCCUUCAGAAAACUGUGAGUGGAAAUGAAUGCAGCGUAUGACUGUUGGUGAUAAGUGUAUCUGUGUGAGAGUGUGCACAACUACUUGUGAGAGGGCAUGGUAGCUAACGUGUGUAUGAGAUCCUAUAUACCAGCAUGUACCAAGAAUGUGUGUGUAGUUUUAAUUAUGCUGCAAUGUAUAAUCUGGUGUGUUAUUUAAACAGCACUAGUACUGUACACUGGUUUUUUUCCCCUUGUGUUUGCUGUUGCACACUGAUUGCUGAGGGUGCAUCAAUUACAAGCAUUGAAUACUCCAUCCCCUUCCCUCCCAAUGAAUGGAAUGAGAAAAGCCUUCUUCCUUUGCUUCAGGCAGCUGUCACCUUCUCUUUAUUGGUGGUCCUAAGGAGGUCACUUAAGGAAAAAAAAAGUUUAACAAAUUCUCACUCCAUGAACCUGAUUUUUUUGAUUCUGUUGUGGAAAUUUUAAAAUCUCCAACUUGCUGUUUCCAAAAAGGUGGUGCAAUAUCAUACAUCAUCAGUUAGCAAUAUUAGCAUUUCAAUCAAUGAUUUGAAUGUUGAUACUUUUUUUCCUUUACAUUUCCAGUUUCUUACAGAAAGUACCUGUGAUUUUUUUUUUUAAUGUUUAGAUUUGUAGUCUAUUCUGAAGAUAUUUGAUUAAUAUAUUUCUAAGAAGACCACUAGUCCCAUGAAGUCUCACCUCGUUGACUUCCACCAGAACAAAAUCUGUUAAUUCAGCUUGACUUCUGAUAUGUGUUCUGUGUUCAAGCUCCUGUGGGCAACUAAAUUGUUUUAAGAAAGCUAUAUUUCUGUCCAUAUUAAUUCACUUGCCAGACUCCAGUUCUGAAAGUUGUCUAGUUCUUCCUUCAUCACAUGUGCUUCUCAUCGAAACCCCUGUUUCAGGAUGGAUCAAGUGCUAUUACAGCUCAUGUUCCUUAGACCUGAUUUGUUUUGAUGUUUUAAUCGCUUUUCCUUUUAAUUUUUGUUGAAUGAGAAAAGUUUAAUACAACAGGUGUCCAGAAUACUUGCAGUAUAAAUGAAGAUUUGAUUUUUGUAUAAAAAAUAAUGCUGUUAAACAGGAAUUGACCUUCAUUUAGUUGAUCUAACACAUAGCUGUGUGGGGUUUUUUUUUGUAGGUUCUUUGAGCAUAAUUCAGAUUGUUUAAAGUCAUUUUUCCAGCAAUGUUUAAAUUACUUUCUCAUUCUUUUAGUGUAUUCAACAUUGUCUGCCUCUUCCUGCAGUUGAUGUAAUUGCUUUGUUUGCAAUAGCACAAGCUGCAUUAUUCCAGUCAGGACUGUGAUAACUUGCUGCCAGCCCCACUCAACUUUCAGUUGGUUCUGUGUCAGUUUUCCACUCAGACAGUGUUAACUACUUGUUACUGCCAUGCUGCUUGCCCUCCCUUGAAGUGUCUAUAAGCUCAUCACAGCCUAGAGUUAAGUAAAGUUAAUUCACAGAAGCACAAUUUUGCCCUUUUUGAGACACUGUUGCCUCUAUCUAGUCGUACACGUAGGGUUUUGCACACUCUGUUUGCCCCUAGGUUGUCAGUGCAUCAGAAAUACAUCUAAACAGUGGUAAAAAUGCACAUGUUACUUUUAAAUCAUUAGGAUAUCCCUCACCUGUUCCUGAUGAAUAAAAAGUGUGUUAAAGACCAAAAUUCUUGGCAUAAUAAUCAGCUACAUACAAAUCACGUAUCAUUUAAUCUUUUUUUAAUGAAAAAAAAAUCAUGUUUAAAAUGGCAAAAGCCCAUCUUAUACACUUUUAUAUAGCUGCAAAAAAUUUAUAUCUGUACAGAUCUAACAUAACACUACUACACUCAGUAUUCAUUUUAUUGAAGCAUGCAAGUAAAGCACUUUUUCUAAUUUAUAUAGAGAUACCUAAUUAACAAGGCACAUUGUACUAAUGACUAGGAGUAGCAGCUUUUUCUUCCCUCCCUCUAUGAAUUCUUAUAAUGUCCCUUUUUCUGUAAAUUUUUGAGAGGCAGUUGGCAAUUUAGGAGGCAGCAGGGUCUGUUUUGGUAAAGUCUUGAAUUUCGUUGUUGCACUCUUGUGACUGAUCUCUCUGUGGGAAUGUCUUUUCUUUGCGUGGGGCUCAUAGAGAUGUGUGCGGAAUUGCUUAUUGUGGUUAGUGUGUAUCAGGAACACACACAGACACACACACACGUAUUCUGACCAGCUCAGGCUUGCCACAGUGAGCAGCUUUGUGGCUAGCAAAAGAGAACAGUUUAUUUGUGCCCAGCCAUUGUCACCUUGGGUGAUGCACCAGAUAGCAGGCAGAUGUUGGUUCAUGGCCUUCGUCCUCUUUCCUCCUAAAAUAAUAUUGGCUUUACCACCUUAACUCAGCUGUGGGUUUUUUGUGGGUUCUUGUUAGUUUUUCGGCAUGAAUUGUCAUCUUUGGUGUUUUUUUUUUUUUUUUUAAUCCCCACCCUUCAAAAAACAUAAGGCCUCCAGGUAUCAAGAUCUCAUAUUAGGAUUUUCUGUCCUUAAUUUUUUGAGCAAAAUCUGGAAAAUGUGAAAGCAUAUUUAGAUUUUAUAUACUAUCUGAAAUGUGAUUUGUUAAGAUUCUUAAAUUUGGGCCUCUUAGAAUAAUUUUGAAUGAGAUCUACCGACUCACUUGUGAGAAUAUUUUUCGCAGAUAUCUUUGGGCCUUUUCAUUAGAAAGCUGUUUGCCCCCCUGUUGGUACAUUUGGUUACCUCAUUUUGCCGUUUGUUUCCGAUUGUGAAAGCUCACAGGGGUGUUUUUUGGAAUCAUUUGCUGAGUCAUUUUCUCAAAUCAUAUUCCAUUGUAUCAGUUAACAUAUAGUUUUAAAUGUAUGUAUUAUAAAUAUCUGUAACCAAAUCAUUUGAAGGCUUGAUAAAUUUUUAACAAAGUUUGUACAUUUUUUAUGAAAGUUACUAGUAAUGCUUUACUAAGUAGUGCAAUGAAUUUUUAUUUUUAAUCCCUGUGCCCAAUUUUGGAGUUGAGAGGGUUGUUGGUAAUAAAUGUAUGAUGUACACUUAAAACA